Molecule: messenger RNA, 759 nt
Organism: Cydia amplana
Lineage: Eukaryota; Metazoa; Arthropoda; Insecta; Lepidoptera; Tortricidae
Exons: 2
Coding region: 1-636 (211 amino acids)
Source: RefSeq, a predicted model, not a curated record
AUGAUGACGAACAACUAUCGGAAAUAUAUCCUGAAGGACGGUACAGUCGACAUUUGUCGGGCAUGCCGCCGUCCCGGAGAGUCACUCAGGCAUAUCAUUUCCGGUUGUUCUCAUCUUGCUAACGGCGAGUACUUGCACAGACAUAAUCUCGUAGCCAGGAUUAUUCACCAGCAGCUUGCUCUUCUAUAUGGUCUUGUGGACCGCGAAGUACCGUACUACAAGUAUUCACCUGCGCCAGUUCUCGAGAAUGGUCGUGCCACGCUCUAUUGGGAUCGAUCUAUCAUCACUGACAGGACUAUUGUAGCCAAUAAGCCUGACAUUGUGAUAAUAGAUCGAGCGCAACGCCGGGCCGUGCUCGUUGACAUCACCAUCCCCCAUGAUGAGAAUCUCGUGAAAGCCGAGAAGGACAAGUCCAGUAAGUACCUAGACUUGGCUCACGAGAUAACCGCCAUGUGGGAUGUUGAUUCGACGAUCAUUGUCCCGAUAGUUGUUUCAGCGAACGGUCUAAUAGCGAAGAGUCUCGACCAACACCUAGAGAGACUCUCGCUGGGUGGUUGGAUCAAGGGUCAGAUGCAGAAGGCGGUUAUUUUGGACACGGCGCGUAUAGUACGUCGGUUCCUCACUCUGCGGCCCUGACCACCGGCAGCUUGGGCCCUGCCCCGCUGCCGGCGGCACCCUAGGUUAGGUUUUUUAUAAUGUGUUUAUAUGUAUUUUUUAUUGUUUUGUAAGUGUUUUUAUAUUUUACUUUUAUAUUCAUAU